AUGCAGGACAACAGUAGUAUGCAGGACAACUGUAGUAUGCAGGACAACAGUAGUAUGCAGAACAACAGUAGUAUACAGGACAACAGUAGUAUGCAGAACAACAGUAGUAUACAGGACAACAGUAGUAUACAGGACAACAGUAGUAUACAGGACAACAGUAGUAUACAGGACAACAGUAGUAUGCAGGACAACAGUAGUAUGCAGGACAACUGUAGUAUGCAGAACAACAGUAGUAUGCAGGACAACAGUAGUAUGCAGGACAACUGUAGUAUGCAGGACAACAGUAGUAUGCAGGACAACAGUAGUAUGCAGAACAACAGUAGUAUGCAGGACAACUGUAGUAUGCAGGACAACAGUAGUAUGCAGGACAACAGUAGUAUACAGGACAACAGUAGUAUACAGGACAACAGUAGUAUGCAGAACAACAGUAGUAUACAGGACAACAGUAGUAUACAGGACAACAGUAGUAUGCAGAACAACAGUAGUAUACAGGACAACAGUAGUAUACAGGACAACAGUACUAUACAGGACAACAGUAGUAUGCAGGACAACAGUAGUAUGCAGGACAACUGUAGUAUGCAGGACAACAGUAGUAUGCAGAACAACAGUAGUAUACAGGACAACAGUAGUAUGCAGAACAACAGUAGUAUACAGGACAACAGUAGUAUACAGGACAACAGUAGUAUACAGGACAACAGUAGUAUACAGGACAACAGUAGUAUACAGGACAACAGUAGUAUGCAGGACAACAGUAGUAUGCAGGACAACUGUAGUAUGCAGAACAACAGUAGUAUGCAGGACAACAGUAGUAUGCAGGACAACUGUAGUAUGCAGGACAACAGUAGUAUGCAGGACAACAGUAGUAUGCAGAACAACAGUAGUAUGCAGGACAACAGUAGUAUACAGGACAACAGUAGUAUACAGGACAACAGUAGUAUGCAGAACAACAGUAGUAUACAGGACAACAGUAGUAUACAGGACAACAGUAGUAUACAGGACAACAGUAGUAUACAGGACAACAGUAGUAUGCAGAACAACAGUAGUAUACAGGACAACAGUAGUAUGCAGAACAACAGUAGUAUGCAGGACAAAGAUGUUUGA
This is a messenger RNA of Procambarus clarkii (red swamp crayfish), 1101 nucleotides long. NCBI's taxonomy places the organism in Eukaryota, Metazoa, Arthropoda, Malacostraca, Decapoda, Cambaridae. The record is from RefSeq and is a predicted model, not a curated record.